This is a messenger RNA of Brassica oleracea var. oleracea, 561 nucleotides long. RefSeq lists its product as uncharacterized. The transcript has a single exon. The record is from RefSeq and is a predicted model, not a curated record. The coding region runs from base 1 to 561 and encodes 186 amino acids. Lineage: Eukaryota; Viridiplantae; Streptophyta; Magnoliopsida; Brassicales; Brassicaceae.
AUGGUGAUGCUUCAAAGUGUCCUUUCACGUAUACCAUCCUUCUCCAUGACCUGUUUUAAACUCCCAGUAUCCUUAUGUAACCGUAUCCAAUCAGCGCUCACCCGGUUCUGGUGGGACGAUAAGUCGGGGAAGAAGAAGAUGGCUUGGAUCGCUUGGAACAAAAUGACACUUCCAAAGAGCAAUGGCGGUUUGGGCAUCAGGGAUAUACAUGCAUUUAACGAUGCUUACCUGGCCAAGAUAAGCUGGCAACUGAAGGAAAACCCAGACUGCCUCCUAGGGAGAAUACUCUUAAGCAAGUACUGUCCCAAUGGGAACCUCCUCACAUGUUCCGCGCCGAGUGCAGCCUCUCAUGGUUGGCAAAGCAUUCUGGUGGGGAGGGACUUAUUGGCUAAAAAUCUGGGAUGGAUAGUAGGGAAUGGGGAUUCAAUCAAGGUCUGGGAUGAUGCAUGGCUAACGCUUGAUGCUCUGUGCCGACCAAUGGGCCCAGCAACUAGAGAAUCAACUGAGUUAAUGGUCAAAGAUCUCAUCCUAGAGGAGACCGGCGAGCGGAACAGAGGUUAA